GUCAAGACGCGGCUCGGGGAAGGUUCCUUGACCCGCGCGGAGAAGGCGAUCGAGAAGACCCGACGGAUUUUGCAACUACCGAAGAAAUUUUUACCUUGCUGACUCGAGGACCCCGGGCGUCGACAGAAUGCGAGGCGGCCAUCCAGACCAGACCGUCUCCUUCGGGAGGAAAAGAGGAUGCUACAUGACUCGCUGCGGAUCGGUGCUCCUUGCGACGCUCUUCGUGGGCGGCCUGGUGGCCACGGGCGUGCUCGUCUUCCGAUACGGCCAGGACCUCAGGCACUUCUUCGGGGAUACGUCCAUUGAGAGUGACGUUGAGAUAAUUUCAAGCAGUCGUCGAGGCAAGUCCUUGGAGAAAAUAGUAGCUCCUUCCGGCAGCACAUUACACACGAAGAAAGAGUUAUCAGAAAUAGAACACAACGAACUGCGACCACUACCAGCCGAGACGCAUACCACAACCACGACAACAAUGAGUCCUACUACGACUACGACUACUACAACAACAACUGCUCCAACUACGACCACAGAAGCCCCAGCAAAAGAGAAAUUGCUCGCUCGACUCCCGCGGGCUCUAAACCCUCUGCACUACCUGGUCAAACUUCAGCCUUUAAUCAACGGCAACUUCAGCAUCCUCGGCUACGUGGAGGUGGAGAUGGAGGUGCUGGAACCGACCUCCAACAUCACACUCCACAUGGCCGACAUCAUUACCAAAAACGAAACCAUUACGCUGAAGCCGUCGGGAGAGUUAGCUGGUCCUGGCGUAGGAAUCAAAAUGCACCAGUACGACCCCGAGCGCCAGUUCUACAUCGCCCACCUGGAGAAGCAGCUGGAAAAGGGCGAGACGUACGUGCUGUCAAUGGGCUUCCUCGGGUACCUCAACGACCAGCUGCACGGGUUCUACAGGUCGACCUACAGGGACGACGAUGGAACGAACAAACUCCUGGCGGUGACGCAGUUCCAGGCCAGCGACGCCCGCCGCGCCUUCCCGUGCUUUGACGAGCCCGGAUUCAAGGCCACCUUUGAAGUGUUCCUGGCGCGGGAGGAGAACAUGGUCACUAUCUCCAACAUGCCUCUGGCGGAGACACUGCCUCUAAUCGGUCAGGAGGGCUGGGUGUGGGACCGCUACGAGAGGAGCGUCCCCAUGUCCACCUACCUCGUCGCCUUCGUCGUCUCGGAUUUCGUGAACUGGAACUCCACCGUCAUCGAUCAUGUGCUCUUUAGGGUGUGGGCGCGCGAGAGGGCCAUCGAGCAAGCAGAAUACGCCAGGGACAUCGGGCCGAGGAUCCUGCGCCACUUCGAGAACUACUUCAACCUGUCGUUCCCGCUCCCGAAGAUGGACAUGAUCGCUCUGCCCGACUUCGCUCCCGGCGCCAUGGAGAACUGGGGCCUUGUCACGUAUAGAGAGACCCUCAUGCUCUACGAUCCAGCUGCCUCAUCGGCCUUUAACAAACAGCUGGUUGCACAGGUAGUGGGGCACGAGAUCGCCCAUCAGUGGUUCGGAAACCUCGUGACGCCGAAGUGGUGGACGGACAUCUGGCUCAACGAGGGCUUCGCCUCCUACGUCGAGUACAUCGGUGUGGAUCAUGUCGAGCCAGAGUGGAAAGUUCUGGAACAAUUUGUAGUGAGGAGAAUUCAUGACGUGUUUACAGUUGACAGUUUGGAAUCGUCCCAUCCGAUCAGACACAACGCUCUUAAUGCUGAUAGAAUAGCAUAUGAUAAAGGUUCAUCCAUCAUCCGAAUGAUGAGCAAUUUCCUAAAUGAAAAUACCUUCCGCAGAGGACUUAAUAAAUACCUCCAAAGCCUAACGUAUGACAACGCAGAGAGUGACGACCUCUGGAGACACCUGACGGUAGCCGCUCACGAGGACGGCACUCUGCCCCAGGACGUCACCGUCAAGAUGAUCAUGGACACCUGGACGCUGCAGAAGGGAUACCCCGUCAUCAAGGUGGAGAGGAGCGCCGACGGCACAUCUGCCACCGUCUCUCAGGAACGCUUUUUGUUAGUAAGAGAUGAAAACUCCAGCGACACCCAUGACUACAAGUGGUGGGUUCCCCUGACGUACACGACCCAGAGCGAGGCCAACUUCAACCAGACUCAGGCCAUGGUGUGGAUGAAGGACGCCGAGGACCAGAUCAGCCUCUCAUCCCUCCCCCCGAAGGACCAGUGGGUUAUCUUCAACCUGCAGGAAACGGGCUACUACAGAGUCAACUACGACGACCACAACUGGGGCCUCCUCAUCCAGCAGCUGAAAACAGAUCACCAAGUUAUCAAUCCUAUCAACCGAGCCCAGAUCAUUGACGAUGCCAUGGACCUCGCUCGUGCAGAUCAGCUUCCUUACGAGACAGCUCUGGGAAUAUUGACGUACUUGGAGGCUGAGUCUGAUUACAUUCCCUGGUGGGCAGCUCUGAAUAAUGUGGUCUACCUCAAGGACAUGUUAGCGCGCACGGGAGGCUACGGCGCUCUCAAGAAUUAUCUGUUAGACAUCCUAAUACCGCUGUACGAGUCGGUAGGAUUCGAGGAGAAUCCUGAUGACGGUCUUCUGGAUCGGUAUAAGCGAGCGAAGGCAGUGGUGUGGGCGUGCGCGCUCGGUCACCAGCACUGCUUAGACAGCGCGUCUGCUCUCUACCACGCCUGGAUGGCUAAUCCGGAUAAUCUUACUCUCAUUUCACCGAACCUCAAGUCAACGGUGUACUGCUACGCCAUCGCCGAGGGCGGGGAGGCCGAGUGGGACUUCGCGUGGCAUCAGUACCUCAAGUCCAAUGUUGGUUCUGAGAAGGAAAAACUUCUGUCUGCCUUAGGCUGCAGCAAGGAAAUGUGGCUCCUGUCGAGGUACCUCGACAUGGCCUUCACAGACGGCAGUGGAAUCAGGAAGCAGGACAGCUCCAGGGUCUUUGGUGCUAUUGCCAGCAACGAAGUAGGCCUGCCUCUUGCCUGGGCGUACCUGCAAGAUAAUUUCGACAAAAUCUUUAGCUUCUUUGAUAAGAUAAUGGUUCGUCUCAUCCGCUCCACCACACAAAAGGUUAAUACACGACAGGAACUCAUGGAGUUGACAGCGCUGCAGACGCGUCACGCCAAGCAACUAGAGCCAGUUGCUCUUGAAGUUGAACAAAUAGUAGAGGGCGUUCAGAACAACAUUGCCUGGCUGGAAGCGAACUACAACACUAUAAUAAUGUGGCUGGAAAAGAUCGGUUACAGUACCAAGCUCAGGACCAUCUGAAUGACUGCGUGAAUGUUGUGCCUAAGAUUACAAGUAUUAUAAUGUUACAAGUAUUAUAAUGUUAUAGAAGUAUUAUUACGGAAAAUAAAUCACUUCUUAUGGGAGUGUAAAAGUAUUAUAUGCAGGUGUGGCCUGGAUGGGUCAGUGCCGGUGUUCGUACAAACAAGUUCAACAAAUUCAACCAUUUUGUAUAUUUUGUAUUAUA
Molecule: messenger RNA, 3422 nt
Organism: Penaeus indicus
Lineage: Eukaryota; Metazoa; Arthropoda; Malacostraca; Decapoda; Penaeidae
Product: aminopeptidase N-like
Exons: 18
Coding region: 128-3217 (1029 amino acids)
Biological process (GO): proteolysis; peptide catabolic process
Cellular component (GO): cytoplasm
Molecular function (GO): peptide binding; zinc ion binding; metalloaminopeptidase activity
Source: RefSeq, a predicted model, not a curated record